Messenger RNA from Sinocyclocheilus anshuiensis, 3571 nucleotides. Its product is annotated as CTD small phosphatase-like protein. Bases 654 to 1487 code for a protein of 277 amino acids. Gene Ontology annotation, molecular function: RNA polymerase II CTD heptapeptide repeat phosphatase activity. Lineage: Eukaryota; Metazoa; Chordata; Actinopteri; Cypriniformes; Cyprinidae. The transcript is spliced from 8 exons. The record is from RefSeq and is a predicted model, not a curated record.
UUGAUGAAGAAAUCAGUCAACUUUGUACGGACUCCUGUCAUUGGGCGACUGCGUGCACCCCGGCCGUGCUUUUAUUUUUAAUACGAGGGAGGGGGUUCCCAGAAAAUACCUCCUCCUGCUGUUCCUCAGCUCUAUCUCGUGAAUAUCAAACACUCGCCGUCUCCAUAUUGGAAGCAGAGAUCAGAAAACACGGGAAAACAUGAAGAGGCAGUUUUUGACGAUCGUUUAAGCGCGCAGAUGUCGGCGUUCUCCGCUAUAGCUCCAGGAGUUUAGACGCAAGCGUUCAGACAUCGCGCGGGUCAUUUAUUCAGACUAACUAGCGUUUUGAGGUUUCAUGGUCAGCUCGCUAACGCUAUCUUAUAUUAGCAAUCCAGCCUCCAACUACUUGUUAGCCAUUCGGCGCUGGCGCGACUGAUUUUCGUUAUGCGCAUCCGAACGGACUGAUUGAUCAAAUGUGUGUCCGCGACGCGUAUUUUAAUGCAACAAAACGCAAAGAUUAGUGGUCGGGUGCAGUCCGUUCGCCCACGCUAGCCUGAGCGACAGCAGUCUGCCGCUGGCUGGAGAUCUGCCAUUAACUCGACUAGCUGUUAGCACAAGCUGAGACACGGACACGGCCAGAACUCGCUGGAAAAGGGAGCUAACAUCUCGUUUCCAUGGACAACACGUCCAUAAUAACGCAGGUUACGAACCCCAAGGAGGAGGAGAUACUCUCGUCAAAUGCCGAGAAAGUUUCGCUGUCUAACAGCAGUCUGAAGAAGAAGAGGACUCGCAGCAUCUUCAGCUCAUUGUUCUGCUGUCUGAGAAGUUACGAUGCCGAGCCCCCCGCCACCCCCAACAACAACAGCAGCCCUCUGCCUCCACCUGUGGAGGAGAACGGAGCUCCACCAAAGUGUGACCAGGUUGAGGUCAUCCCUAUCCCCAGUCCUCCAGAGAAGUACCUCCUCCCUGAGGUUAACAUAAAUGACUAUGGGAAGAAGUGUGUGGUAAUAGACUUGGAUGAGACUCUGGUGCACAGCUCGUUUAAGCCCAUUAGCAACGCUGAUUUCAUCGUCCCAGUGGAGAUCGACGGCACAGUGCAUCAGGUGUAUGUGCUCAAAAGACCUCACGUUGAUGAGUUCCUGCAGAAAAUGGGCGAGCUGUUUGAAUGUGUGCUUUUCACGGCCAGUCUAGCCAAGUAUGCUGACCCGGUGGCUGACCUGCUGGACCAGUGGGGUGUGUUUCAGGCGAGACUCUUCCGGGAAUCCUGCGUUUUCCACAGGGGGAACUAUGUUAAAGACCUUAGUCAGCUCGGGAGAGAGCUCAGGAACGUCAUCAUUGUGGACAACUCCCCUGCUUCCUACAUUUUCCAUCCUGAAAAUGCUGUUCCCGUGCAGUCGUGGUUUGAUGACAUGAAUGACACAGAGCUCCUGGACCUGCUGCCUUUCUUUGAGGGACUGAGCAAAGAGGAGGACGUGUACGGGGUGCUGCAGAACCUGAGGGGCAGGUAGCAGGCUGAGGGGCCAGUGUGAGUCCCCCCGCCCCGCUCCACUCCCAGCACCUCUCUCCUCCAGCCUGCAGUCCUCACCUCACCCAUACCACCAGGACACGCACACCGGGACAUAAACAGACUCUGAACAUUUAAUGGACACUCAAAUAUUUCUCUUUUGAAAAGUGUUUAUGAUAAACCAAAAAUUCAACUUCUUUUUCUUUCCCUUUUUUGAAAUGAAAUAUCCAAGUCAUAACCAUUCUCUGAGGUGUUGCUAUGCAGGUAGAAAUCAGUAGGGUUAAAGGACUGUGGGGUUUCCUCUCUGACCCAACAAAGUGCCUUUUUUGAAUGUCAUUUUUAUGGGGGAAAUGAACAUUUUGUACACAAGAGAACCUAAUCUUUACAAGAAUUAUAUGCUUUAAAACGGAGGCAGGUCAGACUCUUUUUAUAAAAGCACUGUUAAAGAGGCCAGAGAUUUGUAAUUCUGUAAAGCUGGGUACACGUCUCCAUCUUCUGUUCUUCUCGUGCUCCUUUUGUUUUCGAUUUUGCUUUAGCUUGUGCCAUUAUAUAGACCGAGACUAUUAUCUAGACUUGUAUACGUUUAGUUUGUUUUCUAAGAGCAAACGAAUGCAUUUGCACUCGUUAGGUUACUUGUCUCAUAUACCGCAAACUCUUUUGCCAAUUAACCCCUUAAAUCGUGCCAAUCGCUAAUAUUUGUCUCGCAAUCUGAUGCUGAAGUACGUUUCGUUUUCAGCGAACAGGCCCGACGCUAAUAUUGGUGCUGGAGACAAAUGUUUGGACAUUUCAAAAACAGAAUUUUAGCCACUAGUCUUUUUUUUGGAACUUUACGUUGAUCUGAAUGCCUUUGGUGAAGUAGCGUAGACACUGCAGUUGUUCCCCCGCUAAUCGUUUUUAAAGGGGAAGUGUCCUUUAUGGAAACCAGGAUGCACAAUUGCAAAUGUAUCCCUUUUAUCGUCUUUAAUUCUUUUCUGUUUGAGUCGUGAGUUCUUGAGAAUUGGUACAGGUCCAUCGUCUUUAUAUUUAAACCAUAUAUAAACCAUACCCUGCUGCUGCUACCACUGUAUACUACACUACAAAAGACCUCCCUGUAGGGUACCACCAGUACCAGCCCAGGGACUAGAGCGCUGUGCAGCUUGUGCCAGAGCAGAACGGACGCAGUAGGGCCUUAAAGGGUUUGUUCUUGUCCUCUUGCAGAGCUAAACGAAGCCCUUUUGUCCCAGUGGGGGUUUGAAAGUGUUUGGCGCAAGCUGUGCAAGACUCUCCAUCACCGCCUAAGUGCCUAAGACGAGAGGAGCAGCGGCGGGAUGUCCCGAUCCGCUGCUGAACAGGCAAUAACCUCUCUCUCUCUCUCUGCCCAGAGUCCGCCACGUCACAGUUUGGUCACUACAUCUUGUCCUCUUUUUUUAAAUGUUUUUUUUUCAGUCUUUUAUCGUCUACCUCUCUCCGUCUCUUCAUCCUGUUCUGCGGCAGGCGACGGAGAGCGAUUCAUUCUCACGUUUGUGGUCUUCUGUCAGUAUUUGAGAUGUAUGCUUAUGUUAGCCCACGCUUGUUGACGUGCUGUACAGCCUCUCUUCAGUCGUCGGCGUCGAUCUUCCAGACUGCCUGGAUAUUUGGCUUGCUAGUAUUUUUGAUUUCUAGCUUUUAUUUCGAAUUGUCAAACAAUACUUUUCACAUUUGCAUAUUUCACCUUUUUCUUUGAACACCAUAGAGUCCUGGUGAUCUGGCAGCGUUAAAACACUAUUGGUUUUGCUCAGUUGUUGUUUGCUUCUGUUUUUCGCAACUAGACUGUCAGGUGCUGUUUUUAAAACACUGUUUUUGUGUUGUCACUUAAAUAUCUCAAGUCGGCACAUUCAAUUACAUCAUGCCUUAUGUUUUUUAUCGAAUUAUAAUUUUUUUUUAGUAAGCCAUACAGACACUUUAAAUGGUCCACAGAUCGACUCGGGGGUUUGAAAACAGUUCGGAGAGGCUGUGCAGUGCUGAUGUUUGGAGUAUAUUUCAAGCUGAAUUGAUUCAUGGUUGUCGAAAGUUUUCUUCCGGACUCUGUUAUAUUAAAGCACCUUUUUAAAAAACAGCACAAUGACUUUU